Molecule: messenger RNA, 1388 nt
Organism: Bufo bufo (common toad)
Lineage: Eukaryota; Metazoa; Chordata; Amphibia; Anura; Bufonidae
Gene: EMC2
Product: ER membrane protein complex subunit 2
Exons: 12
Coding region: 97-990 (297 amino acids)
Biological process (GO): protein folding in endoplasmic reticulum
Cellular component (GO): EMC complex
Molecular function (GO): protein binding
Source: RefSeq, a predicted model, not a curated record
CCCCGAGACUACGACCUAGUGACGUCAGACGUCCUGUCCCGGCUUCAUCUUCCACCAAUCAUCCCCCGUCCGGCUUGCAGUGAGUACAGACAGAAAAUGGCAAAGGUUUCUGAUAUGUUCGAUGUGACCUGGGAAGAAAUGCGUGACAAGAUGAAAACUUGGCGGGAGGAAAACUACAGGAACAGCGAGCACAUCAUUGAAGUUGGUGAAGAAUUGAUAAACGAGCACGCAGCCAAACUCGGGGACGAUAUAUGGAUAAUACAGGAACAAGUGAUGAUUGCUGCCCUUGAUUGUGGCCGUGAUGACAUUGCGAUGUCUUGUCUGCAAGAACUAAGAAGACAGUUUCCUGGCAGCCACAGGGUGAAGAAACUCACUGGCAUGAGAUUCGAGGCCAUGGAGAGGUAUGAUGAUGCUCUCCAGAUAUAUGACAGGAUAUUACAAGAAGACCCAACCAACACAGCGACAAGAAAGAGGAAGAUUGCCAUUCGCAAAGCCCAGGGGAGGAACGCCGAGGCGAUCCGAGAGCUCAAUGAGUAUCUGGAACAAUUUGUAGGUGACCAAGAAGCUUGGCACGAACUGGCGGAACUUUAUAUCAAUGAACUUGACUAUGCAAAAGCUGCGUUUUGUCUGGAGGAGCUCAUACUGACGAACCCACACAACCACUUCUACUACCAGCAGUUUGCUGAAGUGAAAUACACUCAAGGUGGACUUGAAAAUCUUGAACUGGCUAGAAAAUAUUUUUCCCAGUCUCUGAAGCUGAACAACCACAAUAUGAGAGCCUUGUUUGGUCUUUAUAUAUCCUCAAUCCACAUUGCAUCUAAUCCUAAAGCCAGCGCAAAAAUGAAGAAGGACAAUGUGAAAUUCGCCACCUGGGCUGCCAAUCAAAUCAAAAAAGCUUACCAGCUUGCAGGCCGCACCAUGACAGACUCGCAGAUGUCGCUGAAGGCGGUAGAGAACAUGCUGGAAACAUUACAGAUAACGCAGUCCUAAAACCUCAGCGCUGCAACCUGACCAAAUCCGUUCAUCCUCCCAUCUACAGAGCAGAGGGCACCCGUUGGCUGGACACGGUGGAAGCAGAGGGAUUGUGAGACUUGCAUCCAAUCACUAGGAGCCAAUGACAUUGUCGCGUCUUGAAGAUGAUCUCAAUUCUUUUUUUUUUUUUAGAACUUAUUUUUCUUGGUUUUACUUGAGGUAAUUAACAGACUGUAUAUUUACAAGGCCUUUUGAAAGUGACUGCAAAUCAGGGAGCCAUAUUUCCUAGAACUUCAUACAACAGUAGUAUGAAGAGGGUGAAAGUAUGAUUUUUAAGUGAGUUUUGAAUCACAUUUACCCAUCGUUUAUUUAAUUAAAACUCGCAAUUUUCAUUAAAACUUUGUUUGCGCCCCCAA